AAUGUGCUAAGCUCCCAUUAAAAAUAUGAUUAAUUAAAUUAUUAUGCUUUCGUUUUCAUCCCGCCGCAGGGGCAUCCAUCCCUUCUGCAAAAGUCUAUAAAACAAAUAAAUUAAAUCCACCAAACGCAUCUGCAACUGAUCGAUAUCAAUGGAGCAAUUACUCCUAAUCCUCCUCUUUUCCUUGCUAGUCCUCGUCGUUACCCUAACUCUGAUCAUCAAAUCCAGCAAUUCCAGCUCCAGAUCAUCAUCAACUUACAUCUUCCCAGCUCCUCUCCCGCCAGGGCCCAGCCAGCUUCCGAUCAUCGGCCACUUACAUCAUGUUCUCUCCGGCGACCCCAUUCCCCACAUUUCUCUCCGAAACCUCUCCUCCCUUCACGGCCCCAUCAUGCUCCUCCGCCUCGGCCAAGUAAAUUACACCGUCAUCUCCUCCCGAGAAGCCGCCGAAGAAAUCCUCCGAACCCACGACCUCUGCUUCGCAUCUCGUCCAGAGAUCAAUCGAUCCCGGGCCAUGACCUACGGCUUCCGUGACAUCGCUAUGGCACCUUAUGGCCCCAGUUGGCGCCUUCUACGCAAGAUUUGCAUAACAGAGCUGCUCACAGUAAAGCGGGUCGCUAGCUUCGCAUCUAUCAGGAACGAGGCGGUUUCAGCCUUAGUUGAAAGCAUCGGCGCCGUUGCUGGAAGAAAUGUAGCGGUUAAUCUCAAGCAAAAGCUUGAGGAGACUACGAACGAUAUUGUAACGAAGGCGGCCUUCAGUAGGGAGUGUCGACAGGGGAGGAAGGAGGAGUUUCUUAGGUUGCUGAGGGAUAUGCUUUCGCUAUCGUCGGGAUUAGAUUUGGGCGAUCUUUUUCCGUGGCUAGGGUUUUUGGAUACCGUGCUUGGAGUGAAGGACAGAAUUGAGGGGCAUCUUAGGCGACUGGAUGCGAUCCUGGACGAGAUCAUCGGCGAGCACGAAGCACGGCUGAGAUUGAUGAAGAGCGAAGGGAUUGACGAUGGGAACUUCGACUUGUUGGAUGUUCUGCUUAGGGUUCGAUACGAAGAGCAGUUUGACCAAUCGAUUAGCGUUGAGCACGUCAAGGCGGUCGCCCUCGAGCUAUUCUUUGCAGGCAUAGACACAACAUCUUCUACAAUGCAAUGGGCCAUGUCUGAACUGAUGAGAAAUCCCAAAGCAAUGGAGAAGGUGCAAAGAGAGAUCCGACAAGUGGCUACAAUGGGAGGUAAAAGAAAAUUAGAAGAAGAAGACCUCAACAAGCUGAACUACUUAAAACAAGUUAUAAAAGAGACUCUAAGGCUUCAUCCUUCCCUUCCUCUACUGCUGCCGAGACUCUGCCGUGAGACUUGUCAAGUGCAAGGAUUUACUGUGCCGGCAGGCACGAGAGUUCUUGUCAAUGUGUGGGCGUUAGGCAGAGAUUCUCGAUACUGGGAUGAUCCUGAGGAGUUCUUGCCGGAGAGAUUCGAUGAAAAAAUGGUGGAUUUCAGAGGGGCUAAUUUUGAGUUCUUGCCAUUUGGAGCUGGGCGAAGGAUUUGCCCAGGGAUGAAUUUUGGCCUGGCGAAUGUGGAGCUCACGCUGGCUAAUCUGUUGCUUUGCUUUGAUUGGGACUUGCCGGACGGAAUGAAGGCAAGCAAUCUGGAUAUGAGUGAGACGAUUGGAUCAACUUCAGCGAGGAAGGUUGACUUGUGUUUGCUUGCAACUACAUAUACUAUCUAGCUCAGAUUUUUGGUGAAAAUUGUCAGGUUAAAAAGGCUUUUGAAUGAGCUAAGAAAAUUAGGCUUCUUUUUGAGAUAACAUUUUUAUUACUUUUUAAAA
Molecule: messenger RNA, 1804 nt
Organism: Dendrobium catenatum
Lineage: Eukaryota; Viridiplantae; Streptophyta; Magnoliopsida; Asparagales; Orchidaceae
Product: premnaspirodiene oxygenase-like
Exons: 2
Coding region: 149-1705 (518 amino acids)
Molecular function (GO): monooxygenase activity; heme binding; oxidoreductase activity, acting on paired donors, with incorporation or reduction of molecular oxygen
Source: RefSeq, a predicted model, not a curated record